Cylicostephanus goldi is the source of this 504-nucleotide messenger RNA. Lineage: Eukaryota; Metazoa; Nematoda; Chromadorea; Rhabditida; Strongylidae. The record is from the annotation of a GenBank genome assembly.
AUGACAGAUGCAAAUACCUCAUUACCACGUGGACCUCUACUGCACACCAAGAAAGUCAAUAUCCUUCGACACGAUGUUAAGUGGAAAGCAGGCUUUGGUUUCGGAGCUGGCGCCUCUGUUUUUACGGAGUCUUUGUCGAAUCGAGGUGGUCUUGAGAACGGCUCGCAAGCAUUUCCGCAUGUCCCUAGUCAGUUAUUGGCAGAUACACCUGAAUUUCCUGCUACAACACCAAUCUGCUCUGAUGGCUUUAUCUCGAACAAAGCCGAAGCGGUACCUACAGAGAACAAAGAAUGCCAAGUUAAUAGUGUUGCAGAGGAUUGGAAUGUGCACAGCUACAUGAGGGAAUCAGCUUUAGAGUCGCUGCUCAAUAUAACCAUGAUCUCACAAGAAUCGAAUUUCGACCUGAACACACUGAGUGUGCUUUGUAGACCAGAACUUUACCUUGAUUGCAAAAGUCUCUUGAAAGUGGAAAUGGCUACAGACAGCGAUUCCGAUUUUGACUGA